Molecule: messenger RNA, 951 nt
Organism: Ostreobium quekettii
Lineage: Eukaryota; Viridiplantae; Chlorophyta; Ulvophyceae; Bryopsidales; Ostreobiaceae
Source: the annotation of a GenBank genome assembly
AUGCGGUUCAAGGCUGUGCUGUCAGACCAGGGCAUAAGGUUGCUUGACAAAGGUCUUCUUCCUACUCUUGAGAAAUUUGGACAAACGUGUCAACUUCUUCUAUCUUUGGAGGACGUUCAUUUUGUCCAAGACGUUGUUGACACAACAGGAACUCAAGUCAUCGCCAGAGUUGCAAUCAACGAGCUGUUCAACUCUGGUUCCAUCCGCCUUGAGAGCCGCUAUCGUAACUUGAUCGGCUUUGAGUUCGAAGUGUCGCUGUUGAGGAGGGUGUUCAAGAGUGCAGAGACAAAUGGGGCUGAUAGGAUCGAAGUCAAGCUGGCGAACAAAUCAGUCCCCCUUGCAGCCGGCGAAUCUGAGAGCAGGCCUUUCUUGACCUUUGCAGUAACGGGUGAGAACAUGAACAUGGUUCAUGAGCUCCAAAUUGGUCCACCCUUCAAACCUGCUCAGAUUGAUAACAUUCUGGCAGAAGUGGAGUCCACAAGUUUGUGUCCUUUCUACCUCGAUGUCCAGCCCAUUAUUGGGCAGAUGCAACUGCAAAUGGAGAGACUGAAGAGCAUGGGUGACUCUUUGAAUCUUUCAUUGUCAAAGAUGGGCGAGCUUUACUUGACGAUGAGAGGAGAAGGACUGUUCUUGAUGAGCGAGUUGGGUGGCCUGCUUGUUCUGCCUGAAGGAGCUGCAAUAGAAGCCACAGCAAGGAGGCCAGAAACAGCUGAAGAGCGCCUGCAAGAAUCGUUAGAAAUGGAGCAGGCGGCUGGGGUGGACGUUCAAACCAAGCACUUGUCUAGGAGUCUAGCUGCAAGCCAGCUGACCCAACCAGCACAGCUGCUGUGUGGCAUUGGCGAGAACGGUGGAUACGUUCAUUUUAUGUUUGUGUACAGAGAUCCUUUGAGCACAGCUGGUUUUGACGACUCCAUGAGUCUCAGCUUCAAGUUGCCAGUGAGAGAAGAGUGA